Messenger RNA from Venturia canescens, 1916 nucleotides. Its product is annotated as ER membrane protein complex subunit 2-like. Gene Ontology annotation, cellular component: EMC complex. The record is from RefSeq and is a predicted model, not a curated record. Gene Ontology annotation, molecular function: protein binding. Bases 210 to 1157 code for a protein of 315 amino acids. NCBI's taxonomy places the organism in Eukaryota, Metazoa, Arthropoda, Insecta, Hymenoptera, Ichneumonidae. The transcript has 9 exons. Gene Ontology annotation, biological process: protein folding in endoplasmic reticulum.
CCUCUGUUUUGUAGAGAGACAAAACAAUGUGGUUGUUUAAAUUUUCAUAAUAUAAUUAUGAAAAUUUCCGCCGAUUCUCCUGAAGAGCGUAUCGUUGUUACGGAUAUCGAGGAACACGGAUUCGAAACAUCAAAGUACCCACUGCCUUCUUGACCUGCGAGAACGGGACGGGGGUUUAGGUCUUUUUGCUUGAUUGCGCUUGUUUGACAAUGCGGAUAGUUUCUUUACACACUAGCACCCGUAGCACCCUUCCACCCGCUAGCCAACAAGGAAAAGUUGAUACGGCUAUGGCCUGGAAUCGUGAUGAAAUUACUUGGUCCGAGGCUCGUGAUCUCUUUCGAACUUGGAGAGAGGAAUCAGAACGUAGAAGUAAAGAUGUGGUAGAUUUGUGGAAGUCUGUAUUAAUGCCAAAAGUAGAUCAACUUGGCAACGAGAAAUAUUUAGUACUGGAGCAAGUAUGUGUAGCAGCUUUAGACUGUUAUAGAUUGUCUCUUGCCGAAUACUGCAUCAAAAUUUUGAUGAGAGACUUUCCAGGCAGCUUGAGAGUACACAAAUAUCAUGCGAUGCAUCUGGAAGCUUUGGAAAUGUAUGAUGAAGCUAUUGAGGUAUUGGAUUCUAUUAUUAAGAGGGACGAGACAAAUGCUGCACCCAGGAAACGAAAAGUUGCUAUUUUGAAAGCUAAAGGGAGAACAACAGAUGCAAUUAAGGAACUCACAGAGUACCUCAAAAAGUUCAUGAGCGAUCAAGAGGCUUGGCACGAAUUGUGCGAUCUGUAUUUACUGGAACAAGAUUAUGCGAAAGCAGCUUUCUGUAUGGAAGAAUUGAUCCUGCAUAAUCCCCACAGCCAUCUUAUUUAUCAGAGAUAUGCAGAAAUCAAAUAUUCUCAGGGUGGCUUCGAGAACAUGGAACAGGCAAAGGCAUACUUUACUCAAGCAGUGAAGUUAAAUCCUCAAAACAUCCGAGCACUCUACGGUUUAUUAUUAGCUGUGAAUAAUAUUGCGAUGUCACCAAAAUGUCCAUCAGCAAAGAAAAAAGAAGCUCUUAAAUUGAACGAAUGGGUAUCGGCCCAAAUUGUGAAGCAGUACAAGUCAAAAGAUGCUGAAGGCAAUGUCAAGAACGUGGUAGAUUUACUAGAGCAAUUGCAACUUGAAGCUUGAAGCUAGAAAUAAUUUAGUUAAUGUUUAUGGACAAUCUAGCUAGUAAUUUGUAUAUUUGUUCAAAUAUUGUAAUAUAUGUAAAAUGCUCUAUGUGAGAAAAACCCGACAGGGUUUCGUGACAAAGGGCGUCGUAUUGUUUCAAAACACACAUUAUACAAGUUAAAUUAUGCGGUUCACGUGCUAUCAAGAACACUUUUAAAUCAUUUUGAAUUUUCUUCAAUAAGUGUAAGCUUAUUUUCCAUUCAUCUAUACUCUUUUCAAUUAUGUUUUUUAUUUUUUGACAACCAAUUUAUUAAUUUUUCCCACAUACAUUCCCAAUCAAACACUCGACCCUAUCAUCAUUUCUCGAUAACUAUACUGUUCAAACAGGUACGAACUAUAGAAAUUAAUUUUUUACUCUUUACUAUACGGAAUGUAACUCUCAAAAUAAUAUUUCUGAAUUUGUAACGUGUUUAUCAGGAAAUAUUAAUUUCAUGGAUCAUCUAUUACAAAUUAUUUGAUCGUUAUUUAUUACUUAUCGAAGAUUCUUUUUAAUUAUGGUUAUAUAUUAGUUACAAUAAGUAAUAUGUCAAGAAAUCAGAAUUUUGUUGGAAAUUUUUGUCAACGCACUUUUGGAGUACUGAAUAAUGAUAUUUUCGUUAAUAGCGGGUCGGAUGAUUUGAGAAACACUAAAUCACUCAAAUGUUAUUGUAUCCGAAAUUAUUAUUUUUUUUUUAAAUCAAAGCAGACAAAAUGAAAUAAAACAUUACAAACCACGAA